This is a messenger RNA of Camellia sinensis, 636 nucleotides long. The record is from RefSeq and is a predicted model, not a curated record. NCBI's taxonomy places the organism in Eukaryota, Viridiplantae, Streptophyta, Magnoliopsida, Ericales, Theaceae.
GUCCACGCGGUUCAGUUUCUCUCUCUCUCUCUCUCUACAAUUUUCAGUUCAAAUUCUCCAAUCCUAUUAAUUAACACUUAAGUUUCAAGACUCAUAAAAAUGUCCGACGGAGGCUUAACGGUUCUCGACGGCACACACCUGAGGUCCGUCGACCUCUCUCUGCCGGAAACCAACAGCACCGUCACUGGCUCUCAGCUCCUCGAGCUAGCCGAGUCCAGAGUUUCGGCCUCUCUGUUCGGCCUUUCUUUUCCCCAAAAUCUCAAGUCCUCUGCUCUCAAUCGCUUCAACAUCAUCGAUGACGUCAGUUUCCGGUCAACGGAGCUCGAAAAAGACCAAGCUUUGUCCAUGUUUAAAGACUAUAUGACUGCGAUCGCCGAUGAACUUAAAGAGGAGCCUCUUGUUGUAGCAAUUUUGGAUGGGAAAACACUAAGGCUGUUUUUGGAGGAUGAAGAUGAUUUUGCAAUGUUAGCGGAGAAUCUUUUUACUGACUUGGAUAUAAACGAUAAGGGAAAGAUCAAUAAGAAUGAGAUACGGAAUGCUCUUGGUCAUAUGGGUGUUGAAUUGGGAAUUCCUCCAUUUUCAGGUUUGCUUAAUUUCAUCUUAUUGUUGUGUAAAUGGUGAUAUACAUACAUACAU